AUGUCGGCAAAUCUGGAUAUCGACUACACGCGGCGGAACAAGAAGGCACGAUUGCUUACAGAUGCGGAGAGGGACAAGCUGGAUGAGUUCAUUGAUUCGAUUCACUACUCUUCGCGGUACAGCGACGACCACUUCGAAUACCGCCACGUCCAAUUACCCAAACAGAUGCUUAAAGCGAUCCCCAAAGAGUACUUCGAUGGCGCAAGAGGGACUUUGAAGCUGCUGUGGGAGGAUGAGUGGAGAGGUCUUGGUAUCACCCAGAGCUUGGGCUGGGAGCACUACGAGGUGCAUGAACCGGAACCGCAUAUUCUGCUGUUCAAGAGACCGAUCAAUUUCCAAGCCCAGCAGCAGUGA
Messenger RNA from Pseudocercospora fijiensis CIRAD86, 354 nucleotides. RefSeq lists its product as uncharacterized. Lineage: Eukaryota; Fungi; Ascomycota; Dothideomycetes; Mycosphaerellales; Mycosphaerellaceae. The record is from RefSeq and is a predicted model, not a curated record. The transcript is spliced from 3 exons. Gene Ontology annotation, biological process: regulation of mitotic cell cycle. Gene Ontology annotation, molecular function: ubiquitin binding; cyclin-dependent protein serine/threonine kinase activator activity; protein kinase binding. Bases 1 to 354 code for a protein of 117 amino acids. Gene Ontology annotation, cellular component: SCF ubiquitin ligase complex; cyclin-dependent protein kinase holoenzyme complex.